This is a messenger RNA of Meloidogyne enterolobii, 756 nucleotides long. NCBI's taxonomy places the organism in Eukaryota, Metazoa, Nematoda, Chromadorea, Rhabditida, Meloidogynidae. The record is from the annotation of a GenBank genome assembly.
AUGUCAACUCCCUCGAAAAUUUUCAAAAAAAAAUUUUUUUUUCUUCAAAAAUUUUUUCAGGAUAACAAAACCAAAAGACAAACAUUUUUGGAAUAUUAUGUAUUAACUGGACAAGUAAAAAAGAAGCCUGUGGCUGAACAUAUAGUCGACACUUAUUUUUAUGAUGGGGCGCCGCCAAAGAAAAUUUUGGUUUUUGCACAUCAUUUGGAAAUUUUGGAUUUUAUUAGUAUUGAAUUGGCUAAAGUGGGAGCUCAUUUUAUCAGAAUUGACGGGUCUACCCCAGCCAGGGAUCGUUCUACUUAUUGCGAACAGUUUCAAACAGAUAAAAGAAUAAGAGCUGCUUUGUUAAGUAUAACAGCUGCUGGGACUGGAAUUACUUUGACGGCUGCUUCUGUUGUUAUUUUUGCUGAACUUUAUUGGAAUCCUUCGUUAAUGAUUCAAGCAGAAGACCGUGCCCACCGUGUAGGACAGCGUGACUCUGUACAAGUUCAAUAUUUAAUUGCUAAAAAUACAGCAGAUGUUCUUCUUUGGGAUUUGGUUGGGUCUAAAUUACAAGUUUUGGGAAUUGUUAAUUUGGCUAAUGAAACAUAUCUUGGUGCAGACAAAAGUUCAAAAUUAUGCACAAAUAGUCAAAAGGUUACAGACUUUUUUGAAAUUUUAAAUAAAUUGGAUAAUGAUAAAAAUGAAGGAGAAAAGGAUCCGUUAGAUUUGGAUUUUGAUGAAGAACCCGAUCCGAAAAAAUUUAAAAUGUCAUAG